CCAUUAGAUGGCGGCGUGAAUACGAUAGUGCUGCCAAAGCGGUAGAAAUGCGAAACACAUACGAGGAGGCAAGAUGGAGGCGUCGGAUGUUUAUUACAACAAGCAGGAAUAUAUCGAAACGGCUUCUGGGAAUAAAGUAAGUAGGAACUCAGUCUUGUGUGGAAGUCAAAAUAUCGUUCUGAACGGAAAGACAAUAAUCCAGUCGGAGAGUAUAAUCCGUGGUGACUUGGCCAACAUCAGAAUAGGAAGACACUGCAUCAUCAGUAAGAGAGCGGUAAUUAGACCACCUUUUAAGAAGUUUAGCAAAGGGGUUGCAUUUUUUCCUCUUCACAUUGGAGAUCACGUGUUCAUUAACGAAGACACGAUCGUAAAUGCCGCCCACAUCGGAUCAUAUGUGUAUAUAGGAAAAAAUUGUGUCAUUGGACGAAGAUGUGUCUUGAAAGACUGCUGCAUGAUUGCAGAUGAUACAGUUCUUUCACCUGAAACGGUUGUUCCAGCCUUUUCAAUCUACUCGGGCUCUCCAGGGCUUUUUUCUGGAGAAUUACCAGAAUGUACCCAAGAUCUCAUGAUUGAUUAUACAAAAAGUUACUACCAGCAUUUUAGACCAGUAAUGCCAACAUAAAAUUGAUCUGAUACACAUUAUUUAUUCUCCUUUCUUGCUUGGGACCAUUAAGCUUAAAGAGAACCAAAUGCAAGUAAAUGUACAUUGGAUUUUUAAUUAUGGUUAUUAACUAUUAUCAGAAAAUUAAAUUCUGUUCAUGAACUUUCUAAAGAAAUGAUUUCAGUAUGUAAUACACAAAAUAAAUUUAAGGUUACUUUUUAAGAAGUCUAUAGAACAUGAAAUAAAUUGCAGUUCUGUUGUAAUAAUGGCUGCAUGCUGGUGAAGACAACUGAAUCAAAUACAAUAAAUACAUGGUGCAAUCAAAAAGUUCUGAGACCUUGUAGCAACACGAGACACUUCACUGUCAUGAGCAUGCAGCAAGAGAGGCACUUUGCCUUCAUGAGUUAGUAUGCAAAGUGACAAUGUGCUGUGUUGGUUGGAAAUUGUAAAACAAGUUUUUUGAUGAUGUCCUAGUGCACCUGAAACUGAAACAGAGAGCUAACAUCAAAUUCUAUGGUGUGAAAUUUUGGAAAUUGGAAACAGAUCCUUGAAAUGCUUUGGGAAGCCUAAGACAAUGAAACAAUGAACCAAGCAAGGUGUUUCCAAUGGUAUACACACUUCAAAAGGGUCAGAAAUCAAACAGCAAUCUUUUGAAUGGCAAAGUUCACCAGACCAAAGAAGACAAAAUGGCCAUGGUUUUAGUUAUGCUUCAAGACCUAUCAUUUUCUUUGACUUAGAAUUCACUGUCUGAUCCAUGGGAAUGAAUUCUGAGUUUUACUGUGAUGUUCUACAGCAUCUGAGAGAGGACAUUCAAUGCAAAAGACCUCAAGUGUGGCACAAUGGCAAUUAGGUGCUCCACCACAAUAAUGAUCCUUCUCACAUUGUACUCAAAACAUACACACACAUUUUUAGUGAGCAUCAAACUCAUUGUUGCUCCCCAACCUCCAUACUUGCCAGAUCUGGCACCCUGCAAUUUCUUGUUCCAGAAGAUGAAACUUGAGUUGAGGGGUUGCAGUUUUGACAGUAGAGGACAUCCAGCACAAAUCACAGAUUCUGUUCAACAUUCUCUAAGAACAAAACUUCCAAGAAGCACUCUGAGCUUGGCAGAAAAGCUGGAAUCAAUGCAGAAGACUAUUUCAAAGGUUUCUUUUUACAUGCCCAUUCUCAGAACUCUUUGAUUACAUCUCAGAAUUGAAAGUUGGUAGGUGUUUUUGAAUUCUAGAUUAUUAGCAAUAUAACACCCAAUAGGCAUCAAGUAAUAACUUACAUAAAAGAACACAUUAGUUAAAUCUAGAAUAUUUGAUACAUUUUAUAAUGGUAAUUUUCAUCCAGAUACAUCAAUACUAUUUGAAAUGAUUUUAUGCUCUCUUAAAAUUACACAUGAAUAAUUUUUGCCGUCCUCAUGUUGCAUUGCCUCACCUCACCAAAUAAAUUCCAAGAAGUGUCACAUGAGUAGUUUCUUGGGCUCUCUGCCCAGUAAAGUAGCUUUAAUACAGCUGGAUAAGCAAGUUGGUGAUAGUCUGAUUGAAAUGAACUGUUAUUAAUUUGCUUAUCUAGUCUGUCUGUGCAAAGAAUCAACUUGAGAGCUAUGUUACAUGAUAUUGUAUAAGUUAAACCAAUCAACA
Centruroides sculpturatus (bark scorpion) is the source of this 2226-nucleotide messenger RNA. RefSeq names its product dynactin subunit 5-like (gene DCTN5-p25). The transcript has 6 exons. Lineage: Eukaryota; Metazoa; Arthropoda; Arachnida; Scorpiones; Buthidae. The record is from RefSeq and is a predicted model, not a curated record. The coding region runs from base 74 to 622 and encodes 182 amino acids.